This is a messenger RNA of Erigeron canadensis, 1129 nucleotides long. RefSeq lists its product as uncharacterized. NCBI's taxonomy places the organism in Eukaryota, Viridiplantae, Streptophyta, Magnoliopsida, Asterales, Asteraceae. The record is from RefSeq and is a predicted model, not a curated record. The coding region runs from base 117 to 983 and encodes 288 amino acids. The transcript is spliced from 5 exons.
AUUCUAUUAUUUAAAAUCAAAACUUUCUUUUUAUUUUCUUUUUUAAAAAACAUUUCAGGCUCACACUUUACUACUGUCGAUCGAACAUCCUCGGAAAACACACACACACACACACAAUGGAGAAAAACACGCCGGUCAGAAAACCUCACACUUCAACUGCAGAUCUGUUGACCUGGUCGGAAAAUCCCCCCGCCGAUUCUCCGGCCACCGGAGCUUCCGCCGCCCGAUCCUCUGCCCGGUCCCAUCAGCCAUCAGAUGGAAUAAGUAAAGUGGUGUUUGGAGGUCAGGUCACUGAUGAAGAAGUUGAAACUCUGAACAAAAGGAAACCUGUUUCGGGAUACAAGUUAAAGGAGAUCACCGGAAGUGGUAUAUUUGCAGCUGGUGGAGAAAAUGGUGUAGAAGAAACUGAUGCUGCCAGUCGGACACCGUCUAACCUGACUGGCAUAAGGAUGUACCAGCAAGCGGUUGCUGGGAUUAGUCACAUUUCUUUUGGUGAAGAAGAAACAGUGUCUCCCAAGAAGCCAAUAUCAGAAGCUAAGCAACGAGAGCUGAGUGGCACGUUAGAUAGUGAGUCGGAAGCAAGGUUGAAGAAGCAAAUUUCGGAUGCAAAAAACAAGGAAUUGAGUGGACAUAAUAUAUUUGCACCUCCUCCUGAAAUCCAACCACGUCCAUUGGCUACUCGUGCAUUGGCUCUUCGAGAAAGCAUAACCAUUGGUGAACCCGCUCCAAAUAAUGGCAAUCCCGAAGAGUGUGUGAUCAAGACGGCAAAGAAGAUCCCAAACCAGAAACUAAGUGAGCUGUCAGGAAACAACAUUUUCAAAGGGGAUGAUGCCCCGGCAUCUGUAGAAAAGCCAUUGAGUUCAGCAAAGCUUCGGGAAAUGAGUGGCAGUAAUAUUUUUGCUGACGGGAAAGCUGAGUCUCGAGACUAUUUAGGAGGUGUUCGCAAGCCUCCAGGUGGUGAGAGCAGUAUCGCAUUGGUGUAAUUGUUUUACCUUUGAACAUUUUUACUAUUUAUUUGUCGGAUGUUCGUGUCAUGUUGACCACAGGUGUGGACUUUUGGCUAAUUGGGUUGGUGGUUUGUUCAUAAUUAAGUGUUUUGUUCUCUAAUGCAGUGGUUGGAUUUGACUUU